Molecule: messenger RNA, 873 nt
Organism: Haemonchus placei
Lineage: Eukaryota; Metazoa; Nematoda; Chromadorea; Rhabditida; Trichostrongylidae
Source: the annotation of a GenBank genome assembly
AUGUCUACCGCAGGAAGGGACUACGUUCGUGAUAAGAUGCCGAUUAUCGGAUUCGGUACCUAUCAGAUUCGAAGCGAAACGAUUCUUAGAGACGUUGUGGACGCUGCUCUAUCUUGUGGUUAUCGUUUUUUCGACACGGCUCAAGUGUACGGCAAUGAGGCGAAACUUGGUCGCAUCUUUGAGGAACUGUUGCCGAAGUAUGAUCUGGAAAGGUCUGACAUUUUUAUCACCUCCAAAGUGUCUCCUUCGAAUCAAGGCACCAAUUUGGCCAGGAAAUCAGUUGAGAAAUCUCUGGAAAAUUUGCGGACUGAUUACAUUGAUCUUAUGUUGAUUCAUUGGCCUGGUACCAGUGGAAAGCCGGUGGACGACCCAAUGAAUGCUGAACGUCGCAAGCAGACCUACGAAGUGCUGGAGGAGUUUCAUGAAGGUGGUCAACUCCGAUCGAUUGGGAUAUCGAACUAUGAGGUACGACACUUGGAUGAAUUACUCGAUCAUUGCAAAAUUCAUCCAGCAGUUAACCAGGUAGAGUUCCAUCCACACUUCCAUCAACGUGACCUCUACGACUACUGCAUGUCGCACGAUAUUCAUUUCCAGGCGUACAGUAGCCUGGGAGGCCCGAACUAUCGAGAAGAACUGUUCGAAGAUCCCGACGUAAUAGAACUCGCUGAAAAGUACGAUAUCACCGUUCCUCAGUUCCUGCUCUCCUGGGCGAUAUCACAGUCAAUUAGCGUUUUGCCACGCAGUACUUCACGUGAACGGACAAUCGCUAAUUUUUCGGCGAAGAAGAUUCGCAUUUCUCCAAAAGACAUAGAGAAGUUGUGGAAUAAUGGCAAGUGUCACAAGGCCAGCUGGGAUCCAAGCGUUGUUGCUUGA